This is a messenger RNA of Photinus pyralis (common eastern firefly), 1282 nucleotides long. Its product is annotated as toll-interacting protein-like. Bases 96 to 938 code for a protein of 280 amino acids. Gene Ontology annotation, cellular component: cytoplasm. Lineage: Eukaryota; Metazoa; Arthropoda; Insecta; Coleoptera; Lampyridae. Gene Ontology annotation, biological process: ubiquitin-dependent protein catabolic process. The record is from RefSeq and is a predicted model, not a curated record. Gene Ontology annotation, molecular function: ubiquitin conjugating enzyme binding; ubiquitin binding. The transcript has 4 exons.
UUGCAUAAACCAAAAGUCACUGAAAUUAUGACAGAAAACAGCUGAUUUUGCGUAUUGUUAUUGUGAUUCAUUUUGUUGUCAACUGCUAAUGUUUGAUGAACGUAAUUGAAAAAAUUAUGGCUUCGGCUGUGACGGAAAAAGUUAAAGAAAAGCGGAAUCGGGUGCUGGUUGGUCAGCUGGCCGAUGACUUCCUAAGAAUCUCAGUUUCCCCACAACAGCAACAAGAAGCAGCUGAUCGGCAGGCGGCUUUAGCAUUACAUCAGCAAUUUGCAGGUCCGCAACCUUCAUAUCUUUCAAAUCCGGUAGGACGUUUAAGCAUAACGUUAGCUCAAGCGAAAUUAGCGAAAAAUUAUGGAAUGGCUCGUAUGGAUCCGUACUGCAGAGUGCGGGUGGGGCACUGUGUCUAUGAGACGCAUACGGAUGCCAACGGGGGGAAAAAUCCUCGCUGGAAUAAAAUUACACAGUGUAUUCUUCCGCAAGGUGUAAACACCAUAUCAGUAGAAAUAUACGACGAACGUUCGUUUACCAUGGACGAAUUAAUCGCGUGGGCCACAGUUACAAUUCCUCAGCAAGUUUUAAAUGGUGAAACUCACGAGGAUUGGUAUCCACUGAACGGUAAACUUGGCGAUGGUUUAGAAGGAAUGAUUAAUAUUGUUUUAUCAUACUCGGCAGCAUCUCAGCCCUGCAUGUAUCCUAUGGGACCUCCCAUUAUGGUUGUACCAAAUGUAGGCGCUCGUGUGGCCACACCGAUGACAGUCUAUCAAGCACCUUCGGCAGGAGUUCCUGCACCACAAUCAUAUGUAUUAAGCGAAACGGAAUUAAAACAGAUCGAGGAAAUGUUUCCCAACAUUGACAAAGAGGUGAUAAAGACAGUUUUUGAAGCUAAUCGAGGCAACAAGGAUGGUACAAUUAAUUCACUACUACAGAUGUGCGAGUAAAACAAUAUCACAUUUUAUUUAACUGUGGCUUGGUAUUUUAAUUUUUUUAAUUCUGAUACUUUGUUUAGAAAUGUAGAGCUUUAUCAUAAUGCAAUUGUGCCAAAUUUGGGAAUAAUGCAUACUAGUCUGGGUAACAAAAUUUUGUUUGAAAUAAAGUUAUUAUUUAAAAAUUUUGAAUUACAGGUGUUAAAUAGUUACUAACCAUCAUUUUUGCUCUAUGUGUUUGUCUAUAUAACGAUAAUUGCGAUCUAUUGUUUAAUGAUAAUUGUAAGGAUUGGUUUUUUCAUUUCUCAACAAAUGUUUAUUAUAAUAGUGUUAUUUAUCUAAAAAAGGUUGGGAGAUGA